Mercurialis annua (annual mercury) is the source of this 390-nucleotide messenger RNA. Its product is annotated as S-protein homolog 5-like. The coding region runs from base 1 to 390 and encodes 129 amino acids. Lineage: Eukaryota; Viridiplantae; Streptophyta; Magnoliopsida; Malpighiales; Euphorbiaceae. The transcript has 2 exons. The record is from RefSeq and is a predicted model, not a curated record.
AUGGGUUCAUCAGAAAAUGGACAAAGUGACAGUAGUAAUGCAUGGUGGUUCCCGAAGAAAAAGACGGUCAGUAUGAUCAACGAUGUGGGUCCAGAGCUAGAUCUGACCGUUCAUUGUAAAUCAAAAGAUGAUGAUUUGGGUACUCAUGUUAUACCAUAUAAAAGCUUCUAUUCAUUUAGGUUUAAGCCUAAUAUGAUGGAUACGACGCUGUUUUUUUGCUCGAUGACGUGGAAGGGUUCUAAGCUGAAUUAUUUUGAUAUAUAUAGAGAGGAACGUGACAAGGAUAAAUGCAGUGUUCAUUGUUCUUGGAAUAUUAGAGCUACAGGACCGUGCAUGUGGAAUCCUGACAAACAGUUUUAUAAUGACUGUUUUCCUUGGAAUAAGCCCUGA